Molecule: messenger RNA, 1158 nt
Organism: Oppiella nova
Lineage: Eukaryota; Metazoa; Arthropoda; Arachnida; Sarcoptiformes; Oppiidae
Source: the annotation of a GenBank genome assembly
AUGUCGUCGUCAAUCGGACGCUCGAAGACGUCGUCAUCGACGAAGUCGUCGGAGACCUCGUCGUCGGUCUCGCUGUUCGCCAUCCGCCCGAACGCCGGCACAGAGGGACGCGUUAUGGAAGUGGUCGCCAACCACUUCCCCAUGAAGUUCACGUCCGACCUCAUGGUCUACCACUACGACGUGGAUAUGGAGCCCAUGCGCCUCAACCAGGAGUUGUCGCAAAUGACGUUCAGCGACGACACGGCCGACAAGAGCGACAAACGGCGGGCGAAGAAAUUGAAUUCAAAGGUGUAUCGCAUAGUCGUGGAGGAGGCCAUCAAACGAUACUCAGGUCCGGGAGAGCUGUUCGAUGGCGUGCUUCCUGUGUUUGACGGCCAGAAGAAUAUGUACACGAGAAAGGAGUUGGAUUUGGAGCGCUUCGCCGUGAAGGGCGGGCCCUCCCUUCCCAUCCCGGUGGGGAACUCGCUGUACGCGCCCGCCUCGGAGGCCAAGGGUAUGCGCAAAGACAUCGGCGGCGGCCGUCAGUUGGCGUACGGAUACUUCCAGUCAGUGCGACCCGAAUCCAAUGGUGUGAGUCUAGUGAUCGACCGCACGGCCACCGCUCUGUACGACUCGGGACCUCUCGUGCGCUUCAUCUCCAAGAUUAUGGGCAUUCAAAACAGAGCCGAUUUCAUGGCUCUCAAGGAAUUCCGCGAUUCGGACCGAAAGCGCAUUGAGAAGGAGUUGAAGGGAAUCGUCAUUCAAGUGACUCACUUGACAUACAAACGCAAGUAUAAAGUGAUCGGAAUGUCCAAAGAGCCGGCCACUCGAGUCACCUUCGACUACAAGAAGACUGAUCCCAGAGGCAAAGAGAUUGAUUUGGGAAAGAUUUCGGUGAUCGAGUUCUUCGAGAAGCACUACCCGGACAGGUGUCCCCUACACUUCGGACACUUGCCGUGCAUUAUGGUCGGCAACUCGAAGAAUCCCAAUUACCUGCCGCUCGAUGUGUGCGAACUCGUGCCCGACCAACAUGUGUCGAAGAACCUGACGAACGAGCAGAUGGUGGAAAUGAUUCGCUCGUCGGCUUCCCAGACGCCGGCGAAUCGGUUGGCAUUCAUUCGCGAGUCGGCGAAGAGUACGAUCCUCGACUCGAAGCCCUAUAUGAAGGAGUUCGGCAUC